Messenger RNA from Caenorhabditis angaria, 1543 nucleotides. The record is from the annotation of a GenBank genome assembly. NCBI's taxonomy places the organism in Eukaryota, Metazoa, Nematoda, Chromadorea, Rhabditida, Rhabditidae.
AUGUCAAAAGACUUCCUUAUUUUUCUUCUAAUUUUUCUACAGAUAAACUAUUCACAAUCAGAAAUAGAAAAUCGGGAAAGAUGUGCGUUCUUUGAUAUUUAGAUUCUAAAACAAUAUUGUCAAAAUCGUAUUUCAGCGUAUAUUCAAGAAGCUCAUCAAGCUCUUCAUCGAGAUAUUUUCAAUCAAUACGAUAAAAAUGCAUCGCCAAUAUUUCAAGAUUUGGGCGAAUUGUCAAAUGACACGUGGAGUUAUUCACAAUUCUUCGAUGAUUUGACAGUUACAGAUAUUGAUGAAGCUAAUGAGUUGAUUAGUGUUGUUGUGGAUAUUUAUCAAGUUUGGACAGAUUAUCGAUUGACUUGGGACCCGGCUGAAUACGGUAAUAUUUCCUAUAUUUUCACAAGGCAAGAUGCUGUUUGGAGUCCGCCGUUUUCAGCAUUUUCAACGUGAGUUUCAAGAGUAUUUUAACAACAAUAAAUUGUUCAUUUACAGAAGUGAGAUCAAAGAUCAUCGUGAUCAAAUGUUCCGGAGUGUUGGAAUCCAAUCAAAUGGUUCUUUGAUGGCUCAUGUUCCAAUGGAAAUCACUGCCACGUGUAAUCUAGUUAUGGACGACUUCCCAUUCGAUUUUCAGAUUUGUGAAAUCAAAACUGGAACUGCUUUAUUUCCAGCCGCCGUUUAUACAAUGGGAAUAUCUGUCGCAGAAAGACUGAGAGAAAAUCCAUGUCUAAUGGUACUCUCAACCCCAAAAAACACUCAACAAAAAGAAAUUUCAGGGAAAUUCGGGUUGGGAUGUUAUAAAUAUGACAACUGGUGUGAUAACUGUCGAUGGACACGAUGAAAGUGAUUAUAAGGCACUUCAGGGUGUUAUUCGAUUUCAUUUGAAAAGGAAUUCGAGUUUUUAUAUUUAUAUGAUUAUUUUGCCAAUUGUUAUUAUUAAUGGAAUCGCGUUUUUGGGAAUAUUUUUGAAGAAAAAUACAAAAAUAGAAAGGGUGAGUGAGAAAUUGAAAAAGUCUCUUUGGCUUUACGUAUUUUCAGGUAACAGUCGGUCUAACCCACAUUAUGACAAUGACAUUUAUCCUAGGAAUGAUGGGCGAAAAAAUCCCGCACACUGCUAAAGUUCCCCUUCUUGGCCUCUACAUUAUUUUCAGUUUAUGUUCAAUGAUUGUCGCAAUUUUCCUAUCAACCUACAGAAGUUUGAUAGCGGGUUAUUUGAGGAAUAUUAAAAGUGAUAAUGAUAAUGCGGCAGAGUAAGUUAACGUAACUCAAAGAUCCUAGAUCAAGUACGAUUUCCAGUAAUCAUCAAAAAGAGCCGCUUGUUCCUUCUGCUCCAACCAAAUCUGAUCGACUUUAUCAAUUAUUUCAUACUUGGCUUCGUUAUACAUUUAUAAUUCUUCUUCAACUUGUCAAUCUCGCCUCAUUUUUCUAUAUGAUUUAUAGAUAUAUUGAUUUUGAAUUGACUCAUCGAGAUGAGCUAAAUCGAUGUGCACAAGCAAAAACUAGUCUUUCGAUGGAUUUUGAAUAUAAUUCCAAAAGAAAGGAGCUCUGA